UCAACGUGGCGGCCGUGUAGUCGCAAGCGUCAAGUUAUGGCGUUUAGUGAAAAACACGUAAAUAUUGAAAAUUGUAAUUAGAUGUCAGUGUAAUUUUUAUUAAUUAGAUUUAAUAUGAGUAGAUAUUACGAUUACGGUAACGCGAUAUCAUGUUGACAUGAGAUGGUCGUUCGUCAACAAUGGUUAAAACACGAUCUUCAGCGAGGGUAGGAAGCGCGGCCACCAGUGCGCCCGCCGAAAAUGGAACUUCUUCCGAACUUAGAUCGCGGCUCAAAACCACUGAGAACGGUCACCGCUCACAAAGGCCCUACAAUCAAACUAGGAACAAUCAGGCCCUGCCGUCGGGCGGCGUGGGGCCCGGCAGCGGGUCGCAGGGCAAGGACCCGCUGGCGCCCGCACUGCCGGGCUCGCGGGCCCUGUACCAGCACCCCGCCGUCAGCGGGUACAACACACAGGACUCGCGCUCACAAGCCAUGCCUGUCACGAGUCGUCAGCCGAUAUACCCGAGUAGUAUGUACCACGGGUACGGCGGCGGGGGCGGCGGCACUCUGGCGCCGAUGCCUUCGCCCUCGCCCACCGCGCCGCUCGCGCCCUUCCCCGUGCACCCCGACGUUAAGUUUAGGAAACUGCCGUUUUACGACGUGCUAGCGGAACUGAUGAAGCCAUCGACAAUGAUGCCGAUGCAAGCAGGUCGCAUGCAAGAAGGCACGUAUGUGUUCCAUCUCACGCCGCAGCAAGCCACUGAGAUCGCCUCGGGGAAGGAUCUCGUUGGCACCAGCAAUAAACUCGAUUAUGUCAUACAGGCACAACUCAGGUUUUGUCUUCUAGAAACGUCGUGUGAACAAGAGGACCACUUCCCGCCUAGUGUUAACGUGAAAGUUAAUAACAAAAUGUGUCCACUACCAAACCCAAUACCAACCAACAAGCCGACUCCGGAACCAAAGCGGCCUCCGCGCCCAGUGAACAUCUCCUCACUAGUUAAGCUGUCUCCCACCGUCGCGAACACCAUACAAGUGACGUGGGCGGCCGACUUUACGCGCGCGUACGUGCUCAGCGUGUUCAUGGUGCGCAAGCUCACUUCUGCUGAGCUGCUGCAGAGGCUGAAGAAUAAGGGAACUAAGAAUCCGGAUUAUACGCGGUCACUCAUCAAAGAGAAGCUAUCAGAGGACUACGACAGCGAAAUCGCCACGACAUCCCUACGCGUCUCCCUCAUGUGUCCUCUCGGCAAGAUGCGUAUGUCAUGUCCGUGCCGUCCAGCCAACUGCCCGCACCUGCAGUGCUUCGACGCCUCGCUGUUCCUGCAGAUGAACGAGCGCAAGCCCACGUGGCUGUGUCCCGUGUGUGACCGACCCGCGCCUUAUGACUCCCUGGUCGUUGAUGGGUACUUCCAAGAGGUGUUGACAUCGCCGCGGCUGUCGGGCGACUGCAACGAGAUCCAGCUGCACGCGGACGGCAACUGGUCGGCGCACGCGCAGCCCGCGCGGGCGCCGCAGCUGCAGCAGCCCGCCGCAGAGCCUGUCACGCUCAUCUCUGAUGAUCUUGAAGUGAUCCCAGUGGAGAGCGGCGGGGCAGCGGGCAGCGCCAAGCGCGCGGCGGUGGGCGAGGCCCGCGCGCCGCGCUCCGCCGACGUCAUGGUGGACCUCACCUCCGACUCCGACGACGAGCUGCCGCUCAAGCGCAAGGUGCCGCAGCCCAAGCCCACGCCGCCCGCCUCAGAGUCCAGCGUCAAAAGCGAUGAUAAUUACUCUUCGUCUAGUGCGGCGGAGGCGGUGUCGUCGAGCGGGUACCGGUCGCCGGGCGUGGCGGGCGCGGCGUGCGGCGUGAUCUCGCUGGACUCGCCGUCGCCGCCCGCGCCCGCGUCGCCGCCCGCGCCCGAGCCCGCGCCCGAGCGCCCGCACCUCUCCAUCACGCCCGUCGCGCCGCCCAGCACCACCUCGCACCACAUAGAUUUGCUGACCAAGUUGCCACAGUUAUCCGUCUCGCUGGUAGCCCCCGCACCGGCCGAGCCGUCCUUAGCACAACACGAGACCAUGACGGACGGACCGCACCUGUCUAUCACGCCUGUUACCACCACCGCGGCUUCUACUCAUCAUAUAGGUUCGAGCACAAACGCGGAGCGCGACGAUGGCGAGGCGACGCCAACGCACUGGGCGCCAUACGCCGACUCCGAGAGAGAUGAUAACUUUAGGAAAUACUGACUGAGGGAAAAGAGUGGCCGCACUUCAUAUACCAGCGGUCAUUCUUCAGAGGAAGACCCGGAGGCGUCGUACCCUGAGGUGCCGCUGCUGCCGCCGCCCUAAGCCCGUGCUGCGGGACUGACGCCAGUGGCCCUGCGACGCUGGUCUUCCACAGCCACGCAAGGCUCUCCCAAUAUGUACAUAUUACUUGAGUGACCUCGAGUGAUGCAAGAGUCGCAUUCCACAUGACUCUGCUCCAAACAUAAUGAACAUCAUGGAAACGUUCCAUGUGAACAUUUAUACUACCACAGUUUAAUAUUAUGACUAAAGUGCAUUUUGUUCACCAAAUAUGUGUAAAUCUGUGAAAUAAAUCUAUGAGUAUUGCUGAGUAAGCUAUCAAGAUCAAAUAUUUUAGUCUGUAAGAGCCUUAUUUUCACUAGAUUCAACAUAGCUUAGUCCUGUCAUGAUAAAUAUCAAAAUUGUCUACAUUUUCGAAGAACAUUGUGUAUUAUAAAAUCAUUCUAGGGGUAUAGAUUUAAAGUAUGUUUCUCGAGGAUUCGUACAAGUAUGAAUAUGAUGUGGUUUUGUAUGUGUGAACGAGAUCAGCUGUAAGAAAACUCAAUAGAAGGAAGGCCUUAGGAUUCAGAAUUUUGAAUGCGCAAGUAUUUCGUAAUUUUGUAUUUUUUUAGGUAGUGUAUGUCGUAUAACGACUAGCAAUUUUCUUAAUUAAUAUAAAGAAAAUUUUCAUUGCUUUUUAUAUUUCCAAAACAUAAAAGUUACAUCAAUAACUAAAUUCAUCAUCAACAAGUCCUUGUUUCUCUAAUUCAUUGCAAUGGGGCGAUAUUUCUUCAACUAACAAGAAAUGUCUACCUUCCUGUGGAAUAGAACAAUUUUGUACCUAUCAUUCGAUACUGACCCAAUUUCAGAAAUUCAUAUUUCCACCUUGUACAUAGCAUCAUAAAUUUAGUCUAAAUGUUGAUGUCAUUUUGAUGAACACGAGAUUAGUAAACUAUUGUUUAUGUUCAAUUGGCACUCGCAUCAACCGGUUUACAUUCGUUAGUCAUCAACUCUGCUUGGCAAAGUUCUCUUGCCUCUAACUACAGUUAAAAGUGUAAAUAAAAAUUCAUAUUAUGACACCAAAUUUUUAGUUUAUACUUUGAGUUAAGUGAUCUACUACCAGCUCUUGCUAACUACUUAAAAACUGUUUUAGUAUUCUUUCAAAGGGGGGGCAAUUCAUUCAUUGAUGUAAUGAAUGAUAAUAAUUUAGCUACCAAACUAGACUUCUUUGUUAGAUUCAAAUGUAGUAACUUAGUAAAUAACUAUGACAAUGUUCUCUGUGAAUAUUGCUAGAUUUAUACUAAUGUUCUUCGUCUUUGCAAAUGUGAUGAUACUAAAACAAGCAGUAUUACUGGUAAUUUGAACACAUUUCAAAAAUCACUGAUCUUAUGAUUAUGUCACCAGAAAAUAACAAGUUGUUGUUUUACGAAGAGAUGGGCGUAAAAUACAUAUACAAUUUAUCCUUCGUUUAGAAUCUUGCGGAUGUUGGUAUCUUCCGGUGACAAUUAUUAUGAAACUCAAUAAUGAAUACGAACUCUAUUAUCGCGUUGCUAAGACAAAACUACUGCCGAAUAACAUAUUUUUUUCACUCGGAGAUGUUCUAAUUUAUUUAUUACUAAGGUGUAGUAUAGUAACAAAUGUAAUUGAUAAUAUUGAGCGAGUUAUUGAGUUGAGUGAUUGUAAUAAUAUUGAGGUGGAUGUCGACAUUGUGGGCUUCAAUGAAAUACAGAAUGUUAGAAUAAGAUAUUGUCAUUAAUAAUAAAUGUAAAUAUUGCCCUAC
Messenger RNA from Helicoverpa zea (corn earworm), 4014 nucleotides. It is a transcript of the gene Su(var)2-10, whose product is annotated as E3 SUMO-protein ligase PIAS3. Gene Ontology annotation, molecular function: transcription coregulator activity; zinc ion binding; SUMO ligase activity. Bases 180 to 2198 code for a protein of 672 amino acids. Gene Ontology annotation, biological process: regulation of transcription by RNA polymerase II; protein sumoylation. The record is from RefSeq and is a predicted model, not a curated record. Lineage: Eukaryota; Metazoa; Arthropoda; Insecta; Lepidoptera; Noctuidae. The transcript has 15 exons.